Choloepus didactylus (southern two-toed sloth) is the source of this 27703-nucleotide messenger RNA. It is a transcript of the gene SYNE1, whose product is annotated as spectrin repeat containing nuclear envelope protein 1. Gene Ontology annotation, cellular component: membrane. The record is from RefSeq and is a predicted model, not a curated record. The coding region runs from base 504 to 26972 and encodes 8822 amino acids. The transcript is spliced from 146 exons. Gene Ontology annotation, molecular function: protein binding. Lineage: Eukaryota; Metazoa; Chordata; Mammalia; Pilosa; Megalonychidae.
CCCUGGGUGCAGUCGGGAGGAGGAACCGAUUGCAAGAGGCAGCGGGGGGAGUCGGUGAGCAACUGGGCGCAAAGCAGGUGCUCCAGCGAGGGGCGCGGGUGCAGCAGGCUGGGUUGUUGUACGGUAACCAGGGCGGCCGGCUGUCCGCGGCCCUGCACCCGGCAGGAGCGUCCGUGGGGGCUGGGAGGAAGGGAGCCACCUAGACCGCCGGCUCCGGCACAGCGGGACUGAGCCAGCUGGAGGAUCUGCCUGCUCCCUUCGCUGCCUGCAAGAAAGAGAAGGUUCCUGAGUUCAUUUAAGAAGACAAUUUUAAAGCACAAAAAGAAAAAGAAGUGUUCAGUCUUUGGUAGUGCUGUCUUCUCACUGGCUACUCCAGAUGUCUGGGAUUCAUUUAUGACUCAGCAGAUCUGACAAUGUUCAAAGAUGAUUCCCAGAGCAGGAUAGUUUUGCCCUGUCAAAGGUGAAGAUUCUCCUGGUGUUGGUUUCAAGCUACAGGAGGCACCAUGGCGGCCUCCAGAACAGCUUCGCGGUCUCACCGUGACAUUGCCAACGUGAUGCAAAGGUUGCAAGAUGAGCAAGAGAUAGUACAAAAACGCACUUUCACAAAAUGGAUCAACUCUCACCUGGCCAAGCGGAAACCCCCGAUGGCGGUAGAUGAUCUUUUUGAAGACAUGAAAGAUGGUGUUAAGCUGCUUGCCCUUCUGGAGGUCCUGUCUGGGCAGAAACUGCCUUGUGAACAAGGACGCCGUAUGAAGCGCAUCCAUGCUGUGGCUAACAUUGGCACGGCACUCAAGUUCCUUGAAGGCAGGAAGAUUAAAUUAGUCAACAUUAAUUCCACUGAUAUAGCUGAUGGCCGACCCUCAAUAGUUCUUGGAUUGAUGUGGACCAUUAUUCUCUAUUUCCAGAUUGAGGAGCUGACCAGCAACCUGCCACAGCUGCAGUCUUUGUCCAGUAGUGCGUCAUCUGUGGACAGCAUGGUCAGUUCCGAGACCGCCAGCCCACCCAGUAAGCGGAAAGUGGCCACAAAGAUCCAAGGAAAUGCCAAGCAGGCUUUAUUAAAGUGGGUUCAGUAUGCAGUAGCCAAACAGGCUGGAAUAGAAGUCAAAGACUUUGGACGGAGUUGGAGAAGUGGGGUUGCUUUUCAUUCCAUCAUCCAAGCCAUUCGACCGGAGCUAGUAGACUUAGAGAAAGUGAAAGGAAGAUCUAACAGGGAAAAUCUGGAGGAGGCUUUCACUGUUGCUGAAACAGAACUGGGGAUUCCAAGACUGCUGGAUCCUGAAGAUGUUGAUGUGGACAAACCAGAUGAGAAGUCCAUUAUGACCUAUGUAGCCCAGUUUCUGAAACAUUAUCCUGAUAUCCACAAUGCAGGCACUGAUGGGCAAGAGCCUGAUGAAAUACUUCCAGGUUUUCCAUCUUUUGCAAAUUCUAUUCAAAAUUUUAAGAGAGAAGACAGGAUAAUUUUGAAGGAGAUGAAAGUUUGGAUAGAGCAAUUUGAAAGAGAUUUGACAAGGGCACAGAUGACGGAAUCAAGUUUGCACGAUAAGUAUCAGUCUUUUAAGCACUUCAGAGUCCAGUAUGAAAUAAAGAGGAAGCAGAUUGAACACUUAGUACAACCAAUACAUAGAGACGGCAAAUUGUCGCUUGACCAAGCAUUGAUAAAACAAGCUUGGGAUAGAGUGUCCUCCAGGCUCUUUGACUGGCAUAUUCAGCUCGAUAAAUCCCUUCCUGCACCUCUGGGCACUAUAGGUGCCUGGCUGUACCGAGCUGAGGUGGCCCUGAGAGAGGAAAUAGCCAUCCAGCAGGUCCACGAGGAAACGGCAAACACGAUUCAGCGGAAACUUGAGCAGCACAAGGAUCUGCUUCAAAACACAGAUGCCCACAAAAGAGCAUUCCAUGAAAUCUACCGGACCCGGUCUGUUAACGGGAUCCCAGUGCCCCCGGAUCAAUUAGAGGACAUGGCUGAGAGGUUUCAUUUUGUUUCCUCCACAUCAGAGCUACACUUAAUGAAAAUGGAAUUUCUAGAAUUAAAGUACCGUUUGCUGUCACUGCUGGUCCUUGCAGAGUCAAAGCUGAAGUCUUGGAUCAUCAAGUAUGGGAGAAGAGAAUCAGUGGAGCUGCUUCUACAAAAUUACAUUUCUUUUAUAGAAAAUAGCAAAUUCUUUGAGCAAUAUGAAGUGACAUACCAGAUCUUGAAACAGACAGCUGAGAUGUACGUCAAAGCAGAUGGUUCAGUGGAAGAAGCAGAGAAUGUGAUGAAGUUCAUGAAUGAGACCACCACGCAGUGGAGGAACCUGUCGGUGGAGGUACGAAGUGUGAGGAGCAUGCUGGAGGAGGUCAUCUCCAACUGGGAUCGCUACAGCAACACAGUGGCUUCCCUCCAGGCCUGGCUGGAGGAUGCGGAAAAAAUGCUCAACCAGUCAGAACAUGCCAAAAAGGAUUUUUUUCGCAAUUUGCCCCAUUGGAUUCAGCAGCACAGUGCCAUGAAUGAUGCUGGCAAUUUUCUCAUUGAAACCUGUGAUGAGAUGGUUUCCCGUGACCUGAAACAGCAAUUGUUGUUGCUAAAUGGACGAUGGAGGGAGUUGUUUAUGGAAGUCAAGCAAUAUGCAAGAGCUGAUGAGAUGGACAGAAUGAAGAAAGAAUAUGCAGAAUGUGUUACUACCCUAUCUGCUUUUGCAACUGAAGCGCAUAGGAAACUUUCUGAACCCCUAGAAGUCUCUUUUAUUAAUGUCAAGUUACUAAUCCAAGAUUUGGAGGAUAUAGAGCAGAGGGUGCCUGUAAUGGAUGCUCAGUACAAGAUGAUCACAAAGACAGCACACCUCAUUACAAAGGAAAGCCCUCAAGAGGAAGCUAAUGAAAUGUUUGCAACCAUGUCUGGGCUCAAAGAGCAGCUAACCAAGGUCAAAGAAUGUUACCCCCCGCUCCUCUAUGAGUCUCAACAGCUGUCGAUCCCUUUGGAGGAAUUAGAAAAGCAGAUGACAUUCUUUUAUGACUCACUCAGGAAAAUCAAUGAAACUUUAACAGUCCUUGAGCAUGAGGCACAAUCUAGUGCUCUUUUCAAACAAAAGCAUCAGGAACUGUUAGCUUGUCAAGAAAGCUGUAAGAAAACCCUGGCCCUAAUUGAGAAAGGCAGUCAAAAUGUUCAAAAGUUUGUCACCUUGAGCAAUGUGCUAAAGCAUUUUGACCAGACGAAGUUACAAAGACACAUUGCAGAUGUUCAUGUGGCUUUUCAGAAUAUGGUAAAGAAGACGGGUGAUUGGAAGAAACACGUGGAGACCAACAGCCGCCUGAUGAAGAAGUUUGAGGAGUCCCGAGCAGAGCUGGAGAAGGUGCUGCGUAUGGCGCAGGAGGGUCUGGAGGAAAAGGGGGACCCCGAAGACCUUCUGAAGAGACAUACUGAGUUUUUCAGCCAGCUGGACCAAAGGGUGCUAAAUGCUUUCCUGAAAGCUUGUGAUGAGCUCACGGACAUCCUCCCUGAGCAGGAGCAGCAGGGUCUGCAGGAAGCUGUCAGGAAACUCCAUAAGCAAUGGAAGGAUCUUCAAGGAGAAGCCCCAUACCAUUUGCUUCAUCUGAAGAUUGAAGUGGAGAAAAAUCGAUUCUUAGCCGCUAUAAACGAAUGCAGAACUGAGUUGGAUCGGGAAGCAAAGUUGGUGGCCCAGGAGGGCAGCGAAAAGAUGAUUAAAGAACACAGGAUGUUCUUCAGUGACAAAAGUCCUCAUCACCUCUGUGAGAAGAGACUGCAGCUCAUCGAAGAGCUGUGCCUGAAACUCCCGGGGCGGGAUGCCGUGCGAGACACACCCAACACCUGCCACGCGACGCUCAGGGAGCUCAGAGCGGACAUCGACAAGACCUUCAGGCGGCUCAGGGAGGACCCGGACAAAUGGAGGGACUACAGCAGCAGAUUUUCUGAGUUCUCAUCUUGGAUAUCUGCAAAGGAGGCACAGUUGAAGGGGAUUAAGGAUGAGACAAUCGAUACUGCCAGCCAUGGAGAGGUUAAACAGGUUGUAGAGGAGAUCAGAAAUGGUGUUACCCAAAAAGGAGAGACUCUCAGCUGGCUGAAAUCCAGGCUUAAAGUUUUGACUGAAGUUUCUUCCGAGAAGGAAGCCCAGAAACAAGGGGAUGAGCUGGCAAAGUUAUCUAGUGGCUUCAAGUCUCUUGUAACACUGCUGUCCGAGGUUGAAAAGAUGUUAAGCAACUUUGGUGACUGUGUCCAGUACAAAGAAAUAGUAAAAAGUUCCCUUGAAGAGUUAAUUUCUGACUCUAAAGAAAUCCAGGAACAAGCUGAAAAGAUCCUGGACACUGAAAAUCUGUUGGAAGCACAGCAGUUACUUCUUCAUCACCAGCAAAAGACAAAGAGGAUCUCUGCAAAAAAGAGAGAUGUGCAGCAGCAGAUUGCUCAGGCGGGACAGGAAGAAGGUGGGCUGCCCGGCAGAGCCCGAGAGGAGCUGCAGAAGCUGGAGAGUACCCUGGGUGGUGUGGAGCACAGCAGAGAGAAGCAGGAACGCCGCAUCCAGGUCUCAUUAAGAAAAUGGGAGCGAUUUGAAACAAACAAAGAGACAGUAGUCAGAUACCUUUUUCAAACAGGUUCCAGUCACGAACGCUUCUUGAGUUUUAGCAGUUUGGAAAGUUUAUCUUCAGAAUUGGAACAGACAAAGGACUUUUCUAAACGAACAGAAGGUAUUGCAGUGCAGGCUGAAAAUCUUGUAAAGGAAGCUUCGGAGAUACCACUUGGGCCCAAGAAUAAGCAGUUGCUUCAACAACAGGCCCAGUCAAUCAAAGAGCAAGUCAAAAAAUUAGAAGACACGCUUAAAGAAGAUAUUAAAACCAUGGAAAUGGUGAAAAACAAGUGGGAUCAUUUUGGCAAUAAUUUUGAGACCCUGUCCAUCUGGAUAACUGAGAAAGAAAAAGAACUCAAUGCCUUGGAAACGUCAUCAUCUGCCUUGGACAUGCAAAUCAACCAAAUUAAGAUCUCAAUUCAGGGAAUAGAAAGCAAGAUCAGCAGCAUUACGGGCUUGGAAGAAGAAGCUCAGUCUUUUGCUCAAUUUCUUACCAGUGGAGAAUCGGCUCGAAUCAAAGCCAAGCUGACACAAAUAAGAAGAUACUGGGAUGAACUCCGAGAGCAUGCACAGUGUCUGGAAGGAACAAUCCUGGGACAUUUAUCUCAGCAGCAAAAGUUUGAAGAGAAUCUUAAAGAGAUCCAGCAGUCUGUGUCUGAAUUUGAAGAUAAACUUGCUGAACCAAUUAAAAUAUGCUCUUCAGCUACAGAAACAUACAAAGUUCUCCAAGAACAUAUGGAUGUCUGCCAGGCUCUGGAGUCUCUAUCCAGCCCAGUCUCCGCGUUUGCAGCCAGUGCCCGCAAGGUCUCUAAUAGGGACUCCUCUGUUCGGGAAGCUGCGGCCAUACAGCAGCAAUAUGAGGGGAUGCUGAGCAGGGCUAAAGAGAGGCAGGAGGCUCUAGAGAACCUUCUGGAACACUGGCAGAGGCUAGAGAAAGAACUGUCAUCUUUUCUGACCUGGUUAGAGCGUUGUGAAGCUAUAGCCAGUUCCCCAGAAGUGGGUGUUUCUGCAGACAGAGUCAAAGUGGAGGGUGAACUUCAAUCAAUACAGGCACUGCAAAAUGAAGUUGUAGCCCAGGCCGCCUCCUACAGCAACCUUUUGCAGUUGAAGGAAUCGCUUUUCUCAGUGGCCUCCAAAGAUGAUGUGAAAAUGGUGAAACUGCAGAUGGAGCAGUUGGAUGAGAGAUGGAGAGUUUUGCCACAGAUAAUUAGCAAGAGGAUUAGUUUUCUUCAGUCUGUGGUUGCUGAACACCAGCAAUUUGAUGAGCAGCUGCUUUCAUUUUCUGUCUGGAUUAAGCUGUUUCUCAGUGAAUUACAGUCUACUUCGGAGAUAAGCAUGGUGGACCACCUAGCAGCUCUGACAAGGCAUAAGGACCACACAGCGGAAGUGGAGAGCAGGAAGGCAGACAUGCAGAAUCUUCGGGGUCACCUGGCAAAGCUGGGUUCUCUCGGCCGAGCUGAAGACCUCCACCUCCUCCAGGGCAAGGCAGAGGACUGCUUCCAGCUGUUUGAGGAGACCAGCCAGGUGGUUGGAAGGCGCCAGCUGGCCCUGUCCCAGCUGGCAGAAUUUCUACAGAGCCAUGCCUCCCUGACAGGGUUGCUCCACCAGCUGAGGCAAAUGGUGGAAGCCACCAACAGUAUGAAUAAGAAACAGUCCGAUCUUUUAGAAAAGGACCUGACUGCUGCUAUUCAAGAUGCUAAAGCCUUAGAAUCCAUGGCCAUCAGUCUGGACAGCAUUCUUGCAAAAGCCCAGUACCAUCUGAAAAGCGGGAGCCCUGAGCAAAGGGCUUCUUGCAGAGCCUCUGCUGACCAGCUCUGUCUAGAAUUAGAGAAGAUCCAGAACCUUCUGGGAACCAAACAGAGUGAGGCCGAUGCCCUGGCACUACUAAAGAAAGCCUUCCAUGACCAGAGAGAGGAGCUGCUGAAAAGCAUCGAGGACAUUGAAGAAAGGACUGACAAAGAACGAUUAAAAGAACUUACCCGUCAAGCUCUUCAACAGAGGUUGAGAGUCUUUAAUCAGUUAGAAGAUGAACUGAAUUCUCAUGAACAUGAACUAUGUUGGUUGAAAGACAAAGCAAAACAAAUUGCUCAGAAAGAUGUAGCUUUUGCACCUGAAGUCGAUAGAGAGAUAAACCGUUUAGAAGCCACCUGGGAUGAUACCAAAAAACUCAUUCAUGAAAACCAGGGUCAAUGCUGUGGACUUAUUGAUUUAAUGAGAGAAUAUCAGAACUUGAAGUCAGCUGUAACUAAAAUCCUAGAAAAUGCCAGCAAUGUGCUUGUAACCAGAACUACUAUAAAAGAUCAGGGGGACCUGAAAUGGGCUUUAUCUAAGAACGAAGCUGCCAAGAAUGAAAUGAAUGAGAAACAGAAAGUGUUGGAUAACUUUACCAGUAAAGGAAAACACUUGCUGUCUGAGCUAAAAAAAAUUCACAGCGGUGACUUCAUCUUGGUGAAAACCGACACGGAGAGCACUGUGGACAGAUGGUUGGAUAUAUUGGAGAGAAUUGAGGAGAACAUGGAUAGGCUGAGAGUAAGCCUGUCCAUUUGGGACGAUGUGCUUUCCAGUAAAGAGGAGAUCGAUGGAUGGGCCAACAACUCUGUGCCCCAACUGUCUAAAACCAUCAGCAAUCUGAAUGACAGACUCAAAACAGAAGAGUUCCUUAAAGAAUUUGAGUCUGAAGUUAAAAACAAAGCUUUGCGAUUGGAAGAACUUCAUUCCAAAGUUAAUGAUCUCAAAGAAUUAACAAAAAAUCCAGAAACACCUCCAGACCUUCAGUUUAUAGAAGCAGACUUGAGGCAGAAACUGGAUCAUGCCAAAGAAAUAACUGAAGUAGCAAAAGGAACCCUGAGAGAUUUCACUGCUCAGACCACACAGGUGGAGAAAUUUGUUAAUGACAAAACAACCUGGCUGUCAAAACUGGAAGAAUCAUUGCUGAACUAUGCUCAAGCUGAGACAUGUGAAGGGUUGAAAAAAGUAAAGGAAAUACAAAAAGAUCUUCAGAGUCAGCAAAGCAACAUCAGCUCUACCCAAGAAAAUCUUAAUAGCUUGUGCCGCAAAUACCACUCGGUUGAGUUGGAGAGCCUGGGCAGUGCGAUGACGGAGCUGAUAAAGAAACAUGAAGCUGUGAGCCAGCUGUGCUCCAAAGCACAAGCUAGCCUGCAAGAGUCUCUGGAAAACCACUUCAAUGAGUCUAUGCAGGAAUUCCAAAAAUGGUUUUCUGGAAUAAAGGCAGCAGCAAAAGAAUCAUCAGAUAGAACUGGCGACAGCAAAGUUCUGGAGGCAAAGCUCCAUGAUCUUCAGAAUGUUUUGGACUCAGUCAGUGAUGGACAGAGCAAACUUGAUGCUGUGACUCAAGAAGGACAAACUCUGUAUGCCCAUUUGUCUAAGCAAAUUGUCAGUAGUAUUCAGGAGCAAGUUACAAAGGCUAACGAAGAGUUCCAGGCGUUUCUGAAACAGUGCCUUAGAGACAAACAGGCUCUUCAAGACUGUGCUUUACAACUUGGGAGCUUCGAGGAUCAGCACAGAAAACUGAACUUAUGGAUUCAUGAAAUGGAAGAAAGGUUAAGUACAGAAAACUUGGGGGGGAGUAAACAGCACAUUCCUGAGAAGAAAAAUGAAGUUCAUAAAGUUGAAAUGUUUCUGGGAGAACUACUGGCUGCAAGAGAGUCUCUUGAUAAGCUUUCCCAGAGAGGGCAGCUUCUCAGCGAAGAAGGCCAUGGCGCCGGGAAGGAAGGACGCCUGUGUGCACAGCUCCUCACCAGCUACCAGAAUUUACUCCGGCUGACCAAGGAGAAGCUCCACAGCUGCCAGCUGGCCCUCCAGGAGCACGAAGUCCUGGAAGAAGCACUGCAGAGCAUGUGGUCCUGGCUGAGGGAUGUGCAAGACAGGUUGGCGUGUGCAGAGAGCACCGUUGGGAGCAAAGACCUCCUGGAGAAGCGGCUGCUGCAGAUCCAGGACAUUCUCCUGAUGAAAGGUGAAGGAGAAGUGAAGUUGAACAUGGCCAUUGGCAAAGGGGAACAAGCCUUGAGAAGUAGCAACAAAGAAGGUCAGAAGGUGAUUGAGACUCAGCUACAGACCCUUAAAGACACGUGGGCUAACAUCAUGAGCUCCUCCGUUCGUGCUCAGAGCACUUUAGAGUCUGUGCUUAGCCAAUGGAAUGACUAUCUAGAAAGGAAAAACCAGUUGGAAAAGUGGAUGGAAUCAGUGGACCAGAAAGUAGAGCAUCCUUUACAACUGCAGCCGGAUUUGAAGGAGAAGUUCUCCCUGCUGGACUACUUUCAGUCCAUUGUCUCUGAGGCAGAAGAACAUGCUGGAGCCCUUCACAGCCUAGCUGCAAAAUCCAGGGAACUCUAUGCAAAGACGGAGGAUGCAUCUUUCAAAGAAACAACUCAAGAGGAACUGAAGAUGCAGUUUAAUGAUAUAACAACGGUUGCCAAGGAGAAAAUGAGGAAAAUGGAAGAGAUUGUGAAGGACCAUCUCAUGUAUUUGGAUGCAGUGCAGGAAUUUACAGAUUGGCUCCACUCAGCAAAGGAAGAGCUUCACCGGUGGUCAGAUAUGUCUGGAGAUUCAUCAGCCACCAAGAAAAAGUUGUCUAAAAUUAAGGAGUUGAUAGAUUCCAGAGAGAUCGGUGCAGGCCGCCUGGGCAGAGUGGAGUGGCUGGCUCCCGCCGUGAAACAGAACACGACUGCCAGGGGGUGUGAGCUCCUGGACGGGGAGAUGCAGGCCCUGCGGGCCGACUGGAAGCAGUGGGAAGCCGGAGUUUUCCAGACGCAGGGCAGCCUGGAGGACCUGGUGAGCCAAAUGGCCCUCUCGGAGCAGGAGUUCUCCGGUCAAGUGGCUCAGCUCGAGCAGGCCCUGGAGCAGUUCGGGGUCCUUCUGGAAGACUGGUCCCAGCAGCUAGCACUCCUGGAAGGCAAGAACACGGACAAGGAGCUCGCCGAAUGCUGGCACAAAGGAAAAGAGAUACUGAAUGCUCUAGAAAAAGCAGAGCCUAAGACUGAGGCUCUCAAGUCUCAGCUCAAUGAACUUUGUCGAUUUUCCAGAGAUGUGAGCACAUACAGUGGAAAUGUUUCUGGCUUGAUUAAAGAGUAUAAUUGCCUUUGUUUGCAAGCAUCCAAGGGUUGUCAGAAUAAAGAACAGAUCUUACAACAAAGAUUUCGGAAAGCUUACAGAGACUUCCAGCAGUGGUUGGUUAAUGCGAAAAUCACCACAGCUAAAUGUUUUGAUAUACCUCAGAAUAUUAGUGAAGUUUCAACAAGUCUUCAAAAAAUACAGGAGUUUUUGUCAGAAAGUGAAAAUGGACAGCAUAAGCUAAACAUGAUGCUGUCUAAAGGAGAACUCUUGAUUCCGCUGUUGACUGAAGAGAAAGCUAAAGGUAUCCAGGCCAAAGUUUCAGCUGCAAAAGAAGAUUGGAAAAAUUUUCAUUCAAAUCUACACCAAAAGGAAUCUGCCCUAGAGAAUCUAAAGAUCCAAAUGAAGGACUUCGAAAUAAGUGCUGAGCCUGUCCAGGACUGGUUGAGUAAAACCGAGAAGAUGGUACAUGAAAGUACCAACCGGCUCUUUGAUCUGCCAGCAAAAAGGAGAGAACAGCAGAAGCUCCAGUCUGUCCUUGAGGAAAUAAACUGCUACGAGCCUCAGCUCAACAGGCUAAAAGAGAAAGCUCAGCAGCUGUGGGAAGGACAGGCUGCCAGCAAGAGCUUUAUGCACAGAGUGUCGCAGCUGUCUUCUCAGUAUCUAGCGCUAAGCAAUCUAACCAAGGAGAAAGUGUCAAGAUUGGACAGGAUUGUUGCAGAGCACAAUCAGUUCUCUCUCGGGAUUAAAGAACUACAAGACUGGAUGACUGAUGCGGUGCACAUGCUGGAUUCUUACUGCCACCCAACAUCUGACAAGAGUGUGCUGGAUAGCAGGAUGCUGAAGCUGGAGGCUCUGUUGUCAUUGAAGCAGGAAAAAGAGAUCCAGAUGAAUAUGAUAGUGACCAGAGGGGAGUCUGUCUUGCAGAAUACCUCUCCGGAAGGCCUACCUGCUCUGCAGCAGCAGCUGCAGGCCGUGAAGGAUACGUGGGCCUCCUUUCUGUCUGCAGGGAUUCGAUGUAAAAGUCAACUCGAAGGAGCUCUAUCUAAAUGGACAAGUUAUCAGGAUGAUGUUCGGCAGUUUUCCAGUUGGAUGGACAGCGUCGAAGCCAGCAUAAAUGAAUCUGAAAGGCAGUGUGCGGAACUCCGGGAGAAGACGGCUGCCCUGGGAAAAGCCAAGUUAUUAAAGGAAGAAGUCCUGAGUCACAGCAGCUUGUUGGAGACCAUAGAAGUCAAAGGAGCUGGCAUGAUGGAGCACUAUGUCGCCCAGCUGGAACUCCAGGAUCUGCAGGAACGAUACAGAGCGAUCAAAGAGAGGGUCAAGGAAGAAGUAACCAAGUCUGAAAAACUAGUUCGUCUGCACCAAGAGUACCAGAGAGACCUAAAGGCCUUUGAAGUUUGGCUGGGGCAAGAACAAGAGAAGCUGGAUCAAUACUCGGUUCUUGAAGGUGAUGUUAACGCUCAUGAGACAACAUUAAGGGAUCUUCAGGAGCUGCAGGUACGCUGUGCAGAAGGGCAGGCGUUACUGAACUCAGUGCUACACAUCCGGGAGGAAGUGAUCCCAUCCGGCCUUCCACAGACAGAGGACCGGGCUCUGGAGUCCCUCCGACAGGAUUGGCAGGCUUACCAGCAGAAGCUGUGUGAGACACGCAUGCACUUCAAUAACCUAGCGAACAAACUGCGGCUGAUGGAGCAAAAAUGUCAGCAAGUAGAUGAAUGGCUGAAAGCACUGGAGGAGAAGGUUUGUCUCAGGACUGGACGUCAGUCGAACCGAGCCACCAAGGAGAUGCAAUUGCAUCAGAUGAAGAAGUGGCAUGAAGAAAUCACAGCAUGCAGAGAUGAAGUGGAGGAAGUAGGAGCCGGAGCCCAGGAGAUCCUGGACGAGAGCCACGUGAGCAGCAGGAUGGGCUGCCGGGCCACCCAGCUGACUUCCAGAUACCAGGCCCUCCUUCUCCAAGUGCUGGAACAAAUAAAAUUCCUGGAGGAGGAGAUCCAGAGUUUAGAGGAAUCAGAAUUAUCCCUCAGUUCUUAUGCUGAUUGGUACAGCUCAACUCAUAAAAACUUCAAGAAUGUGGCUACCAAAAUUGAUAAAGUAGAUAGAGCCUUGAUGGAGAAGAAAAUGAAGAUGUUGGAGGUUUUGCUAAAAGACAUGGAGAAAGGCCACAGUUUGCUGAAAUCGGCUCGGGAGAAAGGAGAGAGGGCAGUGAAAUACCUGGAGGAGGAUGAGGUGGAAACAUUCAGGAAAGAGAUCCAUGAUCACAUGGAGCGGUUGAAGGAACUGACCAGCACUGUCCGCAGAGAGCACCUAAUCCUGGAGAAGGGCCUUCAGUUAGCAAAGGAAUUCUCAGAUAAAUAUAAAGCCCAGACUCAAUGGAUUGCAGAGUACCAGGAAAUCCUACACGCUCCUGAAGAACCCAAAAUGGAAUUAUAUGAGAAGAAAGCUCAAUUAUCUAAAUACAAGUCUCUUCAACAAACGGUGCUGUCCCAUGAACCAUCAGUAAAAUCCGUGCGAGAGAAAGGUGAAGCUCUUCUGGAACUAGUGCAGGACACUCCUUUAAAGGACAAAAUCGAUAAACUUCAUGCUGAUUACCAGGACCUCUGCAAUGCAGGAAAAGAGCACGUCUUGAGUCUUGAGGCAAAAGUCAAGGACCACGAAGAUUAUAACAGUGAGCUGCAAGAAGUGGAAAAGUGGUUGCUGCAGAUGUCAGGCAGGCUAGUGGCCCCCGACCUCAUGGAACCAAGCAGCCUGGAGACCAUCACCCAGCAACUGGCCCAUCACAAGGCAAUGAUGGAAGAAAUUGCUGGCUUUGAAAACCGUUUGAACAACCUUAAAAUUCAAGGCGACAAUUUGGUCAGUCAGUGCGCAGAUCACCUUCAAGCUAAACUUAAACAAAACGUCCGUGCUCACCUCCAGGGCACGAAGGAUAGUUACUCAGCCAUCUGCAGUACAGCACAGAGGGUGUACCAGAGUUUGGAACAUGAGCUUCAGAAGCAUGUUAGCCGACAAGACACCCUGCAGCAGUGCCAGGCCUGGCUCUCCGCGGUCCAACCAGAUCUGAAGCCCAGCCCUCUCCCACCUCCCAGCAGGGCAGAAGCUGUUAAGCAGGUCAAACACUUCCGAGCUUUGCAAGAGCAAGCAAGGACCUACUUAGAUCUCCUUUGCUCAAUGUGUGACUUGUCAAAUUCUACAGUGAAAACCACAGCAAAAGACAUUCAGCAAACAGAGCAAAUGAUUGAACAGAGGCUUGUCCAGGCUCAGAACCUAACUCAGGACUGGGAAGAGAUCAAGCACAUGAAGGCUGAGCUUUGGAUUUAUCUCCAGGAUGCCGAUCAGCAGCUGCAGAACAUGAAGCGGAGACACUCAGAACUGGAGCUCAAUAUUGCACAGAACAUGGUUUCUCAAGUAAAGGAUUUUGUUAAGAAACUACAGUCCAAACAGGAGUCAGUGACUGCAAUCAUUGAAAAGGUGAACAAGUUAACAAAGAAGCAGGAGUCCCCCGAGCAUAAGGAGAUCAGUCAUUUAAAUGACCAGUGGCGAGACCUGUGCCUUCAGUCUAACACUCUGUGUUUAAAAAGAGAAGAGGAUCUCCAGAGAACAAAAGAUUACCAUGACUGUAUGAAUGUCAUUGAAGUUUUCUUAGAAAAAUUUACUGCAGAAUGGGACAGCUUGGCCAGAUCCGACACAGAGAGCACUGCUGUCCACUUGGAGGCUUUGAAAAAGUUAGCACUGGCAUUGCAGGAAAGGAAAUAUGCUGUUGAAGACCUGAAAGAUCAGAAACAGAAAAUAAUAGAGCACCUGAAUUUAGAUGACAAAGAAUUAGUUAAAGAACAGACACAUCACUUUGAACAACGCUGGUUUCAGCUCGAGGACCUUGUUAAGAAGAAAAUCCAAGCAUCGGUCACCAACCUGGAGGAGCUGAGUGUUGUUCAGUCCAGAUUUCAGGAGCUAAUGGAGUGGGCAGAAGAGCAACAACCCAGCAUUGCCGAGACCCUCAAGCAGAGCCCCCCUCCCGAUAUGGCUCAGAACCUUCUCAUGGAUCACCUUGUCAUCUGCAGUGAACUGGAGACCAAGCAGAUGCUCCUGAAAUCACUCAUAAAGGAUGCUGACAGGGUGAUGGCUGACCUUGGCCUAAAUGAGCGGCAGCUAAUCCAGAAGACACUCUCUGAUGCCCAAAGACACGUGAAUUGUCUGAGUGACUUGGUGGGCCAGAGACGAAAGUACUUAAACAAGGCCUUGUCCGAGAAAACCCAGUUUCUCAUGGCGGUAUUCCAGGCUACCAGCCAAAUCCAGCAACAUGAGCGAAAGAUGAUGUUCCGUGAACACAUCUGCCUGUUACCAGAUGAUGUCAGCAAACAAAUUAAAACCUGUAAGAGUGCACAAGCCAGCCUCAAGACCUACCAAAAUGAAAUCUCCGGACUUUGGGCCCAGGGUCGCGAUUUAAUGAAAGGAGUCACAGAACAGGAAAAGAGCGAAGUACUGGGCAAGCUUCAGGAAUUGCAGAGUGUCUAUGACGCUGUUUUACAGAAGUGUGCCCAUCGGCUACAAGAGCUGGAGAAAAGUUUAGUUUCUAGGAAGCACUUUAAAGAAGAUUUCGAUAAGGCUUGUCACUGGCUAAAACAAGCGGAUAUCGUCACAUUCCCUGAAAUCAACCUGAUGAAUGAGAGUACAGAGCUUCAUACACAACUGGCCAAAUACCAACACAUUCUUGAACAGUCUCCAGAAUAUGAAAAUCUCCUACUUACGCUACAGAGAACUGGGCAGGCCAUAUUUCCAUCGCUGAACGAGGUUGAUUAUUCCUACCUCGAUGAAAAGCUAAGUUCUCUGCCCCAGCAAUUUAAUGUCAUCAUUACCUUGGCCAAAGACAAGUUCUAUAAAGUUCAAGAAGCAAUUCUUGCUCGAAAGGAAUACUCUUCCUUUAUCGAGUUGGCCGCCCAGUCUCUGAGUGAGCUUGAAGAUCGAUUCCUGAAGACGAGGCAAGUUCCCACCGAGCUGGAAGUGGAAGAGGCCCUCUCUCUUCAGGGUGAUUCCAGAGCUCUUCUGGAAGAGGUGGCAAGCUUCGGGGAUGCGGUCGAUGAGCUGAACCAGAAGAAAGAGAGUUUUCGCAGCACAGGUCAACCUUGGCAUCCAGACAGGGUGCUGCACCUGGUCACCCUAUAUCAGAGACUGAAGCGACAAACGGAGCAAAGGGUUAGCUUAUUAGAAGAUAUCACCAGUGCUUACCAAGAGCAUGAAAAGAUGUGCCAACAGCUGCAGAAACAAUUGGAAGCUGUGAAAAAAGAGCAGACCCAAGUGAAUGAGGAAACACUUCCUGCUGAGGAAAAGCUCAAAAUCUAUCACUCCUUGGCAGGAAGUCUUCAGGACUCAGGAAUCCUGCUAAAGCGAGUGACUGGGCAUCUUGAAGAGCUUUCUCCACACCUUGAUCCCUUGGCUUAUGAGAAAGCCCAGCGUCAGACCCAGUGCUGGCAAGAGGAGCUGAAGGUGUUAACUUCUGCCAUCGGAGAGACGGUGACCGAGUGUGAGAACCGAAUGGUGCAGAGCAUAGACUUCCAGACAGAGGUGAGCCGUGCCCUGCAGUGGCUGAGGAGCGUGAAAGGGGAGCUGAGUGGGCCCAUGUGCUUGGACCUGAACCUGCAGGACAUCCAGGAGGAGAUCCGCAAGGUCCAAAUCCAUCAGGAGGAGGUGCAGUCCAGCUUGAGGAUAAUGAAUGCACUGAGUAACAAGGAGAAGGAGAAGUUCACGAAGGCGAAGGAACUCAUUUCUGCUGAUUUGGAACAUACCCUUGCAGAACUCUCAGAGAUCGAUGGGGAAGUUCAGGAAGCUUUACGUACCAGACAGGCCACCUUGACUGAAAUAUACAGUCAGUGUCAAAGAUAUUAUCAAGUGUUUCAAGCAGCCAACGACUGGCUCGAGGAUGCCCAGGAAAUGUUACAACUGGCAAGCAGUGGUGUAGAUGUGGAGAGCUCGGAGGAAAAUCUAAAGAGCCACAUGGAAUUCUUCAGUACAGAGGAUCAAUUCCGUGGUAAUCUGGAGGAACUUCAAGGCCUGGGAUCCAGCCUGGACCCACUCAUCAAGCCAGCUGGGAAAGAGGAUCUCACACAGAAAAUGGCUUCCUUGGGAGAGAGGAGUCAAAGAGUAAUCCAGGAUGCACAUGCCCAAUUAGAUCUCUUGCAAAGAUGUGCAGCUCAAUGGCAGGAUUACCAGGCAGCGAGGGGAGAGGUUAUUGAAUUGAUGAAUGAAGCAGAAAAGAAAUUGUCUGAGUUUUCUUUACUGAAGACUUCUUCCAGCCAUGAAGCAGAAGGAAAAUUGUCAGAACACAAGGCUUUAGUGUCAGUAAUUAGCUCUUUCCGUGAGAAGGUUGCAUCCCUAGAGGAAAAAGCUUCACAACUGCAGAAAGAUGGAAAUGAUGCAAGCAAAGCAGCCAUCAGCAGGUCAAUGACGACUGUCUGGCAGCGCUGGACGCGGCUCCAUGCCGUGGCCCAGGACCAGGAGAAGAUUUUAGAAGAUGCAGUGGACGAGUGGAAGAACUUUAACGAUAAGGUUAAGAAAAGCACUGAAGUGAUUGACCAGCUGCAAGAUAAGUUGCCUGGAAGUUCAGCAGAGAAAGCCUCAAAAGCAGAACUCCUAACUCUCCUGGACUAUCAUGACUCUUUCACUCUGGAGCUGGAACAGCAGCAGGCAGCCUUGGGCAUGCUGCAGCAGCAAGCACUAAGCAUGCUCCAGGAUGGGGUCCCCCCAGCAGCUCCUGGAGAAGAGCCAGCUGCCCUAAAGGAAAUCAUGGCAAUGCAAGACCGAUGCCUAAACAUGCAGGAGAAAGUGAAGAACAGUGGAAAGUUGGUAAAGAAGGAGCUGAAGGAGCGUGGAGUGGUGGAGGCUCAGAUCAACUCUGUGAAAUCUUGGGUUCAGGAAAUGAGGGAAUAUUUGGGGAAUCCAACAAUAGAAAUAGACGCUCAACUUGAAGAACUUCAGAUUCUCUUAAAAGAAUGCACACAUCACCGACAGAACGUUGAGAAAAUGGCUGAAGAGCAGAAGAAUAAGUACCUGGGUCUGUAUACUAUAUUACCUGCAGAAGUCUCCCUUCAGCUAGCCGAAGUGGCAUUGGACCUAGGAACUAUCUAUGAUCAGAUCCAGGACAAAGUAAAAGAAAUUGAGCAGAACAAGGCCACGAGCCAGGAGUUCAGCCGGCAAAUUCAGAAGGUAGCCAGAGAUCUCACAGCUAUUCUCACGAAGCUGAAAGCAAAGACCGAUAAUUUGGAUCAAGCUAAAACUGACCAAAAGGUAUUGGGAGAAGAAUUAGAUGGCUGUAAUACAAAGUUAAUGGAACUAGACACAGCAGUGCAAAAAUUCUCUGAACAGAAUGGCCAAUUAGGUAAGCCGCUGGCCAAGAAGAUAGGAAAACUGACUGAGCUCCACCAGCAGACCAUGAGGCAGGCUGAGAGUCGGCUCUCCAAACUCAGCCAGGCAGCAUCAUAUUUAGAAGAAUAUAAUGAAAUGCUUGAAUUCAUUUUGAAGUGGAUUGAAAAAGCUAAGGUCUUGGUGCAUGGCAAUAUUGCAUGGAAUUCUGCAAGCCAACUUCGGGAGCAAUACAUUUCACAUCAGAGCCUGCUGGAAGAAUCUGAAGAAAUCCACAGCGAUCUGGAGGCAAUGACUGAAAAACUCCAACACCUCACGAGUGUGUACUCGACAGGGAAAAUGUCUCAGCAAGUGGCAGUGCUGGGACGGGAGGCUGAGGAGUUGCGGCAAAUGAUCAAAAUUCGUUUGCAGAGUCUCCAAGAUGCUGCCAAGGACAUGAAAAAGUUUGAGGCAGAGUUAAAAAACCUACAAGCUGCUGUGGAGCAAGCCCAGACAACGCUGACUUCUCCAGAAGUUGGACGACUCAGUCUGAAAGAGCAACUUUCUCAUCGACAGCAUCUGUUGUCCAAAAUGGAGUCGCUGAAGCCCAAAGUCCAAGCUGUGCAGUCCUGCCAGAGCGCACUACGGAUCCCCGAGGACGUGGUGACCAGCCUGCCACUCUGCCAGGCAGCCCUGCGCCUGCAGAAUGAGGCCAGCCGGCUGCAGCAUGCGGCCAUCCAGCGGUGCAACAUCAUGCAGGAGGCUGUGGUGCAGUAUGAGCAGUAUGAGCAAGAAAUGAAGCACCUCCAGGAGCUGAUAGAAGGAGCUCACAGAGAGAUUGAGGACAAGCCCAUGGCCACCAGCAACAUCCAGGAGCUGCAGGCCCAGAUUUCUCAGCACGAGGAGCUGGCCCAGAAAAUCAAGGGUUACCAGGAGCAGAUCGCCUCUCUGAAUUCCAAGUGCAAGAUGCUCAGCAUGCGGGCCAAGCACGCCACAAUGCUGCUGACCGUGACCGAGGUGGAGGGGCUGGCGGCCGUCACGGAGGACCUGGACCAGGAGCUCCUCCCCGCGCCCUCGGCCCAGCCCUCUGUGGUCAUGGUGACUGCUGGCCGCUGCCACACCUUGCUGUCCCCUGUCAGUGAGGAGUCUGGGGAGGAGGGGACCAGCAGUGAGGUCUCCUCUCCACCUGCCUGCCGCUCUCCGUCACCUGUGGCUCACACAGAUGCUUCUGUUAACCAGGACAUUGCUUAUUACCAAGCCUUGUCUGCCGAGAGGUUGCAGACAGAUGCUGCCAGGAUCCAGCCCAGCCCGUCCUCAUUCCAGCAGCUCUAUGACCCAGGACUGGAGCCAUCCGCUACGGCUAAACUGGACGAUUUGCAGCGUUCUUGGGAAACCUUGAAGAAUGUGAUCAGUGAAAAACAGCGUUCCCUCUAUGAAGCAUUGGAACGCCAACAGAAGUACCAAGAUUCCUUGCAGUCCAUCUCUACAAAAAUGGAGGCUGUGGAGAUGAGACUCAAUGAGAGUCUAGAACUUGGCAAGAGUCCAGAAAGCCAGAUGGCUGAACACCAGGCACUGAUGGACGAGAUCCUCAUGCUUCAAGAUGAAAUCAAUGAGCUUCAGUCUUCUCUGGCAGACGAGCUGGUGUCCGAGUCCCCAGAGUCUGACCCUGCAGAGCAGCUGGCCCUGCAGUCCACACUGACUGUGCUGGCCGACAGGAUGUCCACCAUCAAGAUGAAAGCAUCAGGGAAGCAACAGCUUUUGGAGGAAAAGCUAAACGAACAGCUGGAGGAGCAGAAGCAGGAGCAGGCCCUGCAGAGGUACCUCUGCGAGGCAGACGAGCUGGGCCACUGGCUGCUGAGUACCAAGGCCACUCUGGACAGCGCGCUGGGCACACCCACAGAGCCCAUGGACAUGGAGGCUCAGCUGGAGGACUGCCAGAACAUGCUGGUGGAAAUUGAGCAGAAGGUGGUGGCCUUGUCGGAGCUCUCAGUCCACAACGAAAGCCUGCUGCUGGAGGGCAAGGCUCACACCAAGGACGAGGCUGAACAACUUGCCGGGAAACUGAGGACGCUCAAGGAGAGCCUCCUGGAGUUGCAGAGAGCUCUGCACGACAAGCAGCUCACCAUUCAGCAGGGGGCAGCCGCCGAGAAGGAGGAGAGCAGCGCUGACCCUGAGGCCUUUCCGAGCGCCAGCGUCCAGGAGUGGCUGGCCCAUGCACGCAGCUCACGGACCCACCAGCGGCAGAGCAGUCUCCAGCAGCAAGAAGAGUUAAAACAGGAAUUAGCAGAACAGAAGAGCCUCCUUCAGUCAGUAGCCAGUCGUGGAGAGGAAAUUCUAACCCAACAUUCCGCUGCAGAAACCUCUGGCAUUGGUGAAAAACCUGAUGUGUUAUCCCAGGAGUUGGGGAUGGAGGGGGAGAGAGCAUCCGCUGAAGACCAGAUGAGAAUGAAAUGGGAAAGCCUACACCAAGAAUUUAGUACCAAGCAGAAACUGCUACAGAAUGUUCUGGAACAGGAACAAGAACAAGUGCUUUACAGCAAGCCCAACCGGCUCCUGUCUGGCGUGCCACUGUACAAAGGGGAUGGGCACACCCAAGACAAGGCUGCAGUUACAUCUCUACUGGAUGGAUUGAACCAGGCCUUCGAGGAAGCGUCAUCCCAGGGUGGAGGGACAAAGAGGCAGAAUAUUCACUUGGAACAGAAGUUAUAUGAUGGAGUCUCAGCUACCUCUACUUGGUUGGAUGAUGUUGAAGAACUUUUGUUUGUUGCCUCAGCACUGUUACCGGAAGAAACAGAAACUUGCAUCUUCAACCAAGAGACUCUUGCCAAAGAUAUUAAGGAAAUGUCUGAAGAAAUGGAUAAGAACAAGAACUUGUUUUCUCAAGCAUUUCCAGAGAAUGGUGAUAACCGAGACGUGAUUGAGGACACUUUGGGCUGUCUUUUUGGCAGGUUAUCUUUGCUAGACUCAGUGGUAAAUCAACGAUGUCAUCAGAUGAAGGAAAGGCUUCAAAAAAUACUAACAUUCCAGAAUGACCUGAAGGUGCUGUUUACAUCACUUGCUGACAGCAAAUACAUCAUUCUGCAGAAACUGGCCAAUGUAUUUGAACAGCCUAUAGCGGAACAAAUAGAGGCAAUCCAGCAGGCGGAAGAUGGGCUGAAAGAGCUUGAUGCAGGGAUCAUCGAAUUAAAAAAACAAGGGGACAAACUGCAGAUUGAGCAGCCAUCCAUGCAGGAGCUCUCCAAACUCCAGGACAUGUAUGAUGAACUGAUGAUGACCAUCGGCUCCCGGCGGAGCUGUCUGAACCAGAAUCUGGCUCUCAAGGGUCAGUACGAGAGGGCACUGCAAGAUCUGGCAGACCUGCUGGACACCGGACGAGAGAAGAUGGCUGAAGACCAGAAAACCAUCGUGUCUUCCAAGGAGGAAAUCCAGCAAUGGCUUGACAAACACAAGGAAUAUUUUCAGGGCCUGGAAUCCCAUAUGAUCUUGACUGAAACGCUCUUCAGAAAGAUCAUCAGCUUUGCAGUCCUGAAGGAAACUCAAUUCCAUACAGAGCUGAUGGCUCAGGCUUCAGCGGUGCUGAAACGUGCUCACAAGAGGGGCGUGGAGCUGGAGUACAUUCUAGAGACCUGGACCCAUCUGGACGAGGACUACCAGGAGCUCAGCAGACAGCUUGAAGUGGUGGGAAGUAGCAUUCCAAGUGUGGGUUUGGUGGAGGAGAGCGAAGACAGGCUCAUCGACCGGAUAGCACUCUACCAGCAUUUAAAAUCCAGCCUAGAUGAAUACCAGCCCAAGUUAUAUCAGGUAUUAGAUGAUGGGAAACGACUUCUGAUAUCCAUUAGCUGCUCAGAUCUGGAAAGCCAGCUAAAUCAACUUGGAGAACACUGGUUAAAUAACACGAACAAAGUGUCUAAGGAGCUUCACAGAUUGGAAACAAUACUCAAACACUGGACCAGGUAUCAAAGUGAAUCUGAAGAUCUAAUAAACUGGUUACAGUCUGCAAAAGACAAGCUAGAAUUUUGGACCCAGCAAUCUGUGACAGUCCCGCAAGAACUGGAAAUGGUCCGUGAUCAUCUGAACGGUUUCCUGGAGUUUUCAAAAGAAGUGGAUGCCAAAUCUUCCCUGAAAUCAUCUGUUUUGAGCACUGGAAAUCAGCUCCUUCGAUUAAAAAAGGUUGACACAGCUGCCCUGCGCUCUGAGCUGUCUCACGUUGAUAGCCAGUGGACUGAGCUGCUGACAAAUAUUCCAGUUGUACAGGAAAAGCUUCACCAGCUCCAGAUGGAUAAGCUGCCCUCCCGCCAUGCUAUUACUGAGCUCAUGAGCUGGAUUUCUCUAAUGGAAAAUGUUAUUCAAAUGGAUGAAGAGAAAAUAAAAAAUGCCAUAGGUUGCAAAGAAAUUCAUGAAUACCUUCAGAAAUAUAAGGGUUUCAAGAUAGACAUUAAUUGUAAACAGUUGACCGUCGAUUUUGUGAACCAGUCUGUGCUACAAAUCAGUAGUCAGGAUGUGGAAAGCAAACGGAGUGAUAAGACUGAUUUUGCUGAGCAACUUGGAGCAAUGAAUAAAAGCUGGCAAAUCCUGCAGGGUCUGGUCACCGAGAAGAUCCAGCUGUUGGAAGGCUUAUUGGAAUCUUGGUCAGAAUAUGAAAAUAAUGUACAAUGUCUGAAAACUUGGUUUGAAACCCAAGAGAAGAGACUAAAGCAGCAACAUCGUAUCGGAGAUCAGGCCUCAGUUCAGAAUGUGAUGAAAGACUGUCAGGAUCUGGAAGACUUGAUCAAAGCAAAAGAAAAAGAAGUAGAGAAAAUUGAGCAGAGUGGACUUGCUUUGAUUCAGAACAAGAAAGAAGAAGUCUCUGGUGUUGUCAUGUCCACUCUGCAGGAGCUCAACCAGACCUGGGCACAUUUGGACCACGUGGUUGGGCAAUUAAAGAUACUGUUGAAGUCCAUGCUGGAUCAAUGGAGCAGGUACAAAGUGGCUUUUGAUGAGAUAAACUGUCACCUCAUGGACGCCAGGUACUCUCUCUCCCGCUUCCGCCUGCUAACUGGCUCCUUAGAGGCUGUGAAGGUUCAAGUGGACAGCCUCCAGAGUCUUCAAGAUGAUCUAGAAAAACAGGAAAGGAGCUUAGAAAAAUUUGGCUCUGUCACCAACCAACUAUUAAAAGAGUGUCACCCACCUGUGACAGAUACUCUCAGCAACACACUGAAAGAAACCAACAUGAGGUGGAAUAACUUGCUGGAAGAGAUUGCUGAGCAGCUGCACUGCAGCAAGGCCCUGCUUCAGCUCUGGCAAAGAUACAAGGACUACUGGACACAGUGUGCUUCCGGGGUGCAGCAGCAGGAGGACCGCACCAACGAGCUGUUGAAGGUUGCCACCAGCAAGGACAUUGCCGAUGAUGAAGUGGCCGCGUGGAGUCAAGACUGUAACGACCUCCUCAAAGGACUGGGGACAGUUAAAGAUUCCCUUUUUGUUCUCCAUGAGCUGGGUGAGCAACUCAAGCAACAAGUAGAUGCUUCUGCAGCUUCUGCCAUUCAGUCUGAUCAACUCUCCUUGAGUCAACGCUUAUGUGCCCUAGAGGAGGCUCUGUGCAAACAGCAAACUAUGCUACAGGCUGGAGUUCUUGACUACGAAACCUUUGCCAAGAGUUUAGAAGCUUUGGAGGCCUGGAUAGUAGAGGCUGAAGAAAUCCUACAAGCACAGGACCCUAGCCACUCAUCUGACCUCUCGACCAUCCUGGAAAGGAUGGACGAGCUUAAGGGACAGAUGUUAAAGUUCAGCAGCAUGGUUCCGGAUUUAGACCGUCUAAAUGAGCUUGGGUACAGGUUGCCCCUGAAUCAUAAAGAAAUCAAAAGGAUGCAGAAUCUGAACCGGCACUGGUCCCUGAUCUCCUCUCAAACUACAGAGAGAUUCAGUAAGUUGCAGUCAUUUUUGUUACAACAUCAGACUUUCUUGGAAAAAUGUGAAACAUGGAUGGAAUUCCUGCUUCAAACAGAGCAAAAGUUAGCGGUGGAGAUUUCAGGCAAUUACCAGCAUCUUUUGGAACAGCAGAGAGCUCAUGAAUUGUUUCAAGCAGAAAUGUUCAGUCGACAGCAGAUAUUGCACUCAAUCAUUAUGGAUGGACAGCGUCUUCUAGAACAAGGUCAAGUUGACGACAGGGAUGAGUUCAACCUGAAGCUGACCCUUCUCAGCAAUCAGUGGCAGGGAGUGAUCCGCAGGGCCCAGCAGAGGAGAGGGAUCAUCGACAGCCAGAUUCGUCAGUGGCAGCGCUACAGGGAGAUGGCAGAGAAGCUUCGGAAGUGGUUGGUCGAAGUGUCCUAUCUGCCCGUGUGUGGUCUCGGAAGCGUCCCCAUACCACUGCAACAAGCGAGGACCCUCUUUGAUGAAGUGCAGUUCAAAGCAAAAGUGUUCCUGCGCCAACAAGGAAGCUACAUUCUGACCGUGGAGGCAGGCAAGCAGCUCCUGCUUUCUGCAGAUAGUGGUGCCGAGGCUGCCUUGCAGGCCGAGCUCACUGAAAUCCAAGAGAAAUGGAAAGCAGCCAGCAUGCAUCUGGAGGAACAGAAGAAAAAACUGGCCUUCUUGUUGAAAGACUGGGAAGCAUGUGAGAAGGGAAUAGCUGAUUCUCUGGAGAAACUAAGAACUUUCAAAAAGAAGCUUUCCCAACCUUUACCAGAUCACCAUGAAGACCUUCAUGCAGAGCAAAUGCGGUGCAAGGAAUUAGAAAAUGCAGUUGGGAGCUGGACAGAAGACCUGACGCAGCUGACACUGCUGAAGGACACCCUCUCUGCCUUUAUCAGUGCCGAUGACAUCUCCAUCCUUAAUGAACGCACGGAGCUUCUGCAAAGGCAGUGGGAAGAGCUUUGCCACCAGCUCUCCUCAAGGCGGCAGCAAAUAAGUGAGCGACUGAAUGAAUGGGCAGUCUUCAGUGAGAAGAACAAGGAGCUUUGUGAAUGGUUGACUCAGAUGGAAAGCAAAGUUUCUCAGAAUGGAGACAUUCUCAUUGAAGAAAUGAUCGAGAAGCUCAAAAAGGAUUAUCAAGAGGAAAUUGUUGUUGCCCAAGAGAACAAAAUCCAGCUCCAGCAAAUGGGAGAGCGACUUGCGAAAGCCAGCCAUGAAAGUAAAGCGUCUGAGAUUGAGUACAAGCUCGGGAAGGUCAACGAGCGGUGGCAGCAUCUCCUGGAUCUCAUUGCAGCCAGGGUAAAGAAGCUGAAGGAGACCCUGGUUGCGGUCCAGCAGCUGGAUAAGAACAUGAGCAGCCUGAGGAGCUGGCUCGCUCACAUUGAGUCAGAGCUGGCCAAGCCAAUUGUCUACGAUUCCUGUGACUCCGCAGAAAUACAGAGAAAGCUUAACGAGCAGCAGGCCCUUCAGCGGGACAUCGAGAAGCACAGCACGGGCGUCGCCUCCGUCCUCAACCUGUGCGAGGUGCUGCUGCACGACUGCGACGCGUGCGCCACCGACGCCGAGUGCAAAUCCAUCCAGCAGGCGACCCGGAACCUGGACCGGCGCUGGAGGGACAUCUGCGCCAUGUCCAUGGAGAGGCGGCUCAAAAUUGAAGAGACAUGGCGAUUAUGGCAGAAGUUUCUGGAUGACUAUUCUCGUUUUGAAGAUUGGCUGAAGAUUUCAGAAAGGACAGCUGCUUUCCCCAGCUCUUCUGGGGUGCUCUAUACAGUUGCCAAGGAAGAGCUAAAGAAAUUUGAGGCCUUCCAGCGGCAGGUCCACGAGAGCCUGACCCAGCUGGAACUCAUCAACAAGCAGUACCGCCGUUUGGCCAGGGAGAACCGCACAGACUCAGCAGGGAGCCUCAAGCAGAUGGUCCAUGAAGGCAACCAGAGAUGGGACAACCUGCAAAAGCGGGUCACCUCCAUCUUGCGCAGACUCAAGCAUUUUAUUGGCCAGCGUGAGGAGUUUGAGACUGCACGGGACAGCAUUCUGGUCUGGCUAACAGAGAUGGAUCUGCAACUCACCAACAUUGAACAUUUUUCUGAGUGCGAUGUCCAAGCUAAAAUAAAACAACUCAAGGCCUUCCAGCAAGAAAUUGCACUGAACCACAAUAAGAUUGAGCAGAUAAUCGCCCAGGGGGAGCAGCUGAUAGAGAAGAGCGAGCCCUUGGAUGCCGCUGUCAUCGAGGAGGAGCUGGACGAGCUCCGCCGGUACUGCCAGGAGGUCUUUGGUCGUGUGGAGAGAUACCACAAGAAACUGAUUCGCCUGCCGCUCGCCGACGACGAGCAUGGCCUUUCCGACCGCGAGCCGGAGCGGGACGACCCCCCGGCCCUCGCGGCCCUCCGCUGGCCCGACCGCCCCGCUGACCGCGCGCUCUCCCCCCUGCCCUCCUCCCACCCCGCCCUGUGCCUGGCUCAGCCGCUCCGGAGUGAGCCGUCGGGUCGGGACACGCCCGCCAGCGUGGACUCCAUCCCCCUGGAGUGGGACCACGACUACGACCUCAGCCGCGACCUGGAGACCGCCGCGCCCGGAGCCCUCCCCUCGGAGGACGAGGGCGGCCAGCACGGCAGAGGCUUCUACCUCCGCGGGGCCGCCGGCGUGUCAGAUGUAGUGAUCCCUGAAAGCCCCGAGGCCUUUGUAAAACUCACAGAAAAUGCAAUCAAAAGCACCUCUGGGGAUCACGGUGCCUUGGAGUCACAGAUUCGACAACUGGACAGAGCCCUCCAUGAUAGCCACUUUCACAUGCAGCAAACCGAAAAUAUUAUCCGCAGCAAAACUCCCACGGGACCGGAGCUGGACUCCAGCUACAAAGGCUAUAUGAAACUGCUGGGUGAAUGCAGCGACAGUAUAGACUCAGUGAAAAGACUGGAACACAAACUGAAGGAGGAGGAAGAGAAUUUCCCUGGAUUUAUUAACCUCAAUAGUACCGAAACACAAACAGCUGGUGUGAUUGAUCGAUGGGAGCUCCUCCAGGCCCAGGCACUGAGCAAGGAGCUGAGGAUGAAACAGAACCUCCAGAAGUGGCAGCAGUUCAACUCUGACCUCAACAGCAUCUGGGCCUGGCUUGGGGAGAUGGAGGAGGAGCUGGAACGGCUCCAGCGGCUGGAGCUCAGCACUGACAUCCAGACCAUCGAGGGCCAAAUAAAAAAGCUCAAGGAGCUCCAGAGAGCCGUGGACCACCGCAAAGCCAUCAUCCUCUCCAUCAAUCUGUGCAGCCCCGAGUUCACCCGGGCUGGCAGUGAGGAGAGCCGGUGCCUGCAGGACCGCCUGUCACAGCUGAACGGGCUCUGGGACCGCGUGUGCACUCUGCUGGAGGAGUGGCGGGGCCUGCUCCAGGACGCACUCAUGCAGUGCCAGGAUUUCCAUGAAAUGAGCCAUGCUUUGCUUCUUAUGCUGGAGAACAUUGACAGAAGGAAAAACGAAAUUGUCCCGAUAGAUUCUAACCUUGAUGUAGAGAUACUUCAGGAUCAUCACAAACAGCUUAUGCAAAUAAGGCGUGAGCUCUUGGAGUCGCAGCUAAAAGUGGCCUCGCUUCAAGACAUGUCUUGCCAACUGUUGGUGAAUACGGAAGGGACGGAUUGUUUAGAAGCCAAAGAGAAAGUCCACGUGAUUGGAAACCGGCUGAAGCUGCUCUUGAAGGAGGUCAGUCGUCACAUCAAGGACCUGGAGAAGUUAUUAGACAUGUCAGGCAGUCAGCAGGAUUUGUCUUCCUGGUCUUCUGCUGAUGAGCUGGACACCUCAGGAUCUGUGAGUCCUGCCUCAGGAAGAAGCACCCCAAACAGACAGAGAACGCCACGAGGCAAAUGUAGUCUCUCCCAGCCUGGACCCUCUGCCAACAGUCCUCAUAGCAGGUCCACAAAAGGUGGCUCCGAUUCCUCCCUUUUUGAGCCCCGGCCCUCUCGGUCCAGCCGAGCCUUUCUGUUCAGAGUCCUCAGAGCCGCCCUUCCCAUUCAGCUCCUCCUGCUCCUCCUCCUCGGGCUCGCCUGCCUUGUGCCAGUGUCCGAGGAAGACUACAGUUGUGCCCACUCCAACAAUUUUGCCCGAUCGUUCCACCCCAUGCUCAGAUACACCAACGGCCCUCCUCCACUGUGAACCCAGCAGCUGCUGACGGCAGAAGUGCUGGGAGCAUAGGCCUCGGCUGAAAGCAAUCCCAAGCCAUCAAGAAGAGGACCUUCAUCUUGUCAGUUAACUUCUGUGUGACAGCUUUAGCUCCUCUGUGUCCCCUGGGCUUAAAACGUGGCUUCAGGGCUGGAUGAGAAACAGAUGGGAGGAGAGCAAACAGAUGCAAAAAGGCUGAGAAGAAAUUUCAGUUUAAAACUCUGACCCAAAGCACUAAAGAUUUAAGAGGAUGGACCUCCAAAGUCCACCAUGCACAGGAAUCCGGGGCCUGUGGCCCGUUCUCUGCACAGCCAAGGACUUGAGUGGACGUGUGGGCAGCCGCUUACGGUGCUGCUCCAUCCAUCCCAUAAAGGGUCCUCCCUGAGCGUCAUGUCAACAUUGCACAAUCUACCAACCACCCAGUGCUGGAGAGAUUUUAGAACAGUGUAACAUACAAUUUUUUAAAGCUUAUAUGGCAGCUUCCUUUUUACCUUGUUUUCCUUUUGGGCAUGAUGGUCUAACCUUUGCUGUAAAUCUAAAAGGCACUUUUUUUAAAGAUAUAAAGAAAAAACUGGAUGUAAUAAAUAAGAUCAUGGAAACAUAUAUGUUAAAAAAUGUUGAAUGUUAAAGUAAAACAAAAACAUAUUUAUGUAUGUACAGUUUGCUAAAGCCAAGUUUUGUUUGUAUAUUGAUUUCUUUGCAUUUAUUAUAGAUACUGUGAAAUA